AUGAAGCUCCUCUACAUCGGAAUUAUCAAUAAUGGCCAACAGCCCGCCGUGGAGCUGUGCGCCGAGCGCGAGUUGAGCAGCUACUCGCGUUUCACCCGGAGCAACAUCAGCGAGUUCAUGACCAUGUUCAGCAAGACGGUAGCCGAACGAACGAAACAGGGCCAGAGACAGGAUAUCGAGGAACAGGGCAAGUUAUCGUCUUUGUCUCCGGUCGCAUCCCCGUACCGGCCCCUAUCCACGAUUCUAACCAUCACGUCAUUUACAGAUUUCACAUUCCACGUCUAUGCCCGGACCCAAAAUAUCGCCGCUGUCAUCAUUAGCGACAAGGAGUAUCCGUCUUUGGCGGCGCACCAGAUCCUCUCGAAAGCCCUCGACGAGUUCCUCGCUCAACACCCCAACGCCGACUCCUCCAGGAACCCCGUGACCUUCGCGCCGCUGCGAACAUACAUCACGACGUACCAGGACCCGCAGCAGGUCGACAGCAUCAUGAAGAUUCAGAAGGAGCUGGACGAGACGAAGAUUGUCCUUCACAAGACCAUCGAGAGUGUUCUCGAGCGAGGCGAGAAAAUCGACGAUCUGGUCACCAAGAGUGAGGGGCUCAGCGCACAGAGUAAAAUGUUCUACACUUCCGCGAAGAAGCAGAACUCCUGCUGUGUUAUCUGCUAG
Aspergillus affinis is the source of this 666-nucleotide messenger RNA. Its product is annotated as palmitoyltransferase YKT6. The coding region runs from base 1 to 666 and encodes 221 amino acids. Gene Ontology annotation, molecular function: SNAP receptor activity. Gene Ontology annotation, biological process: endoplasmic reticulum to Golgi vesicle-mediated transport. The record is from RefSeq and is a predicted model, not a curated record. NCBI's taxonomy places the organism in Eukaryota, Fungi, Ascomycota, Eurotiomycetes, Eurotiales, Aspergillaceae. The transcript has 3 exons. Gene Ontology annotation, cellular component: membrane; Golgi apparatus.